UCAAGUGCAGUUCAUGCAAAGCUGGUGCAUAGCAACAGGUCAGUGAGCCUUAUGCACCACAUUAAUGUUUAUCGGAAACCUGAAUAGAAGCUUAUUGAUUAGAAAUGGAAGAUAUUAUCUACAUGUGACCUCACUUUGGAUUCUUUUUUGAAUAUACAGAUGAACCACUGAAAAGGAACCGAAUGAUGUGAGUGGAAAAAAUGACAGCAUACACCCUACAGACAUUCUUUACAUGGACAUACAAGGGGAUACUCUGUACAUGCCGGUUUCUGUGGAUCUGUCCAUACAAUGCAAUCAAAUUCUUACCAAGGGAAACACACAUCACAGAGGAGAAAAGCAGGCAGGUGACACGACAUGUGGCUCAUGAAAGCAAGGUGACUGCAGCCAUCCCAGGAAGCCCCGACCGCGUUAACGCACUCCACAAACGAGUCACCAAAACAGAGAGAGAGAUCUUGUCGAUCAAGACCAGGAUCGCCUGUGAGAGAGCAUCAUGGGAAAAAAGAUUUUCAGAACUGCAAAGACAACAGGAGGAACUGCGUAAUCAGGUUUUCUCUGAGGCUGAGAUACUACUUAAUGUGGGAACUUGUGAGGAGCAGGGAGACAAUGGAGAUGAUUUGGAUGAGCAGUCAAGUGGUUUCUGUCAACACAGAAGACCCAAAGUGUCAUCAAGAAGUGGCAGCCAUUCAUGCAGUUUAUCAGGGAGCCAGGGAUCCUUGUCAACCCCACAGAGCUCAAGAUCAUCUUCUUCUUUAUCUUCAGCCUCAAGAAGUGUGCGAUCCUGGAAAACGUCUCACGGCCCACAUCGGGUUUUUGUCCCCCACUCACCCAUGGACUUGCAACUGGGCCAUCGGGUUAGAAUCAUGCUGCCAUCUGGCCGGAUCAGCACAGGAACAGUUCGUUUCUUGGGGAACCUGCAGGGGGAGCCAGAGCUCCACCUUGGUGUGGAGCUGCAGAGCCAUGACGCAUCACUGUGUGACGGCAGUCAUAAUGGACAUACCUACUUUGAAUGCAAACCGGGACAUGGUGCCUUUGUGCCAUUCCACAAGUUGUUGAUGGCCUGGGAAUAAAAGAAUCCUGUGGACCAGGCAGAACAUUAGACAGUAUAGUAAACCUGCUAUAUGAAGAAAAUUCAUGUAAUAAAUAAUACAUAAUAUCUCUCUCAAAUUACCAAGUAUGACUUAUACCCCAUGUAUGACAGCUAAUGUGUGACUUUUGGUGUAUCAAAGAACAGACAUGACAGCAAUGAUUUUUUUAUGUAGAGCAACUUUUUUAAAGAAAUAAAGUUUCAAGCCAACAUGUACAGUGUCCCCUGAGGUACAAGGAGGGAUUUGAAAGGUUGAGAUCAAAAUAAAAUGUCAAUAUAACAAGU
This is a messenger RNA of Poeciliopsis prolifica (blackstripe livebearer), 1369 nucleotides long. RefSeq lists its product as uncharacterized. The transcript has 8 exons. Bases 201 to 1067 code for a protein of 288 amino acids. The record is from RefSeq and is a predicted model, not a curated record. Lineage: Eukaryota; Metazoa; Chordata; Actinopteri; Cyprinodontiformes; Poeciliidae.